UGUCUAGGAGGAUUUUGAGUAUAAAACUACAUCAACUUGAAAAGAACACCAACAAAUAAGGUGGAAGAAUGACAAGACAAGGCAGCACAUCGGUGACAAUACUACCAGUAACGAUGAGCCCCGCCAUGGCCGCUAGAAGCGAGCUUCUCCGGCCGGCAUUUGGUGAAGCAUCUCCUUCGCUAGGACGGUUUGUCAUUAACCCUCACAGCUGCAGCUACAGGUGGUGGCACAUGUUCCUGAUCAUGCUGGUGUUGUACUCGGCAUGGGCAUCGCCGUUCGAGCUGUCCAUGGAGAAGGCAGCCUCCAUUGCUCUUGUUGUCACAGACCUGGUGGUCGAUGUCUUCUUCGCCAUUGACAUUGCCUUAUCCUUCUUCGUCGCAUACCGUGACACCUCCACCGGCCUCCUCAUAACUGACCGCAGGAAGAUCACAAUGAGGUACCUGAAACGGCCGUGUUUCGCUCUGGAUGUGGCCUCGACGAUUCCUUUACAAAUAAUCUACCAGCUUGUGACUGGCAAAAGACAAGGACUGUGGGGGCUCCUCAAUCUUCUCCGUCUUUGGCGACUACGGCGCGUCAGCAAGCUCUUUGCGAGGGUGGAGAAGGACAUCAGAUUCAACUAUUUGUGGACCAGGCUUAUCAAGCUCCUUUGUGUGACACUGUUUGCGCUGCAUUUUGCCGCUUGCAUCUACCUGUGGAUGGCAUUCAACUACAAGAUCAAGGAGCUUACAUGGAUAGGCAGCCAGAUCCAUAGCUUUGAGGACCGAAGCGUGUGGUUUUGCUACACCUGUGCAGUGUACUGGUCCAUCACCACGCUUGCCACGGUCGGCUACGGUGACCUACAUGCCACCAACAUUGGCGAGAUGCUUUUCAGCAUAGCCUUCAUGCUUUUCAACAUGGGCCUCACAUCCUACAUCAUCGGCAACAUCACCAACCUCGUUGUCCGUGAAACCUCCAACACCUUCAAGAUGAGGGACAUGGUGCAGCGGGUGUCGGAGUUCGGGAGAAUGAACCGGCUGCCAGAGGCGAUGAGGGAGCAGAUGUUGGCCAGCGUGCAGCUCAGGUUCAGGACAGAUGAGCAGCUGCAGCAGGAGAUGUUGUCAGAGCUGCCCAAGGCUGUGCGGUCGGGCGUCAUGAAGCACAUGUUCAAGAGUGCUAUCGAGAGCUGCUACCUAUUCCAGGGAGUCUCCGACAGCCUCAUUGUGCAGCUGGUCGCGGAGAUGAAAGCAGAAUUCUUUCCCCCCAAGGCUAAUGUUAUCCUAGAGAAUGAGACCUCGACGGACUGUUAUAUCAUCAUCUCUGGCGAAGUGGAGGCAUUGACAACCCUUGCAGAUGGGACAGAGAAGCAUGUGAAGAGAAUAGGACCUCGGGGCAUGGCAGGGGAAAUCGGGGUGAUGUUCAGCAUUCCGCAACCAUUCACCAUCCGGAGCAGGAGACUCACCCAGGUUGUCCGCAUAAGCCAUAUCCAUCUGCUUCAGGCUGUCCGGCCUAACACCGCAGAUGGGUACAUCGUGUUCUCCAAUUUUAUUCAGUACCUUGAGUCUCUGAAGGUGCAAACAAAGGAUGUGGCUUUUGUCAGCGAUCAUCUUUGGAAUGGAAACUCAAUGGUUUUGAGAAGGGCAACCGAGGUUGCUGUAGAUGAAUCAAAAGAGGCCGCUCACAAAAUGUUACCAUGCAAAGAACCCAAACGGGUUGUUAUUCAUGAGCAACUUCCCAACGCGACUAGCACAGCACUGCAUCCUUCGCCGGGGAAGCUCGUCUUACUCCCAGAUUCGAUGCAAGAACUGAUGAAACUUUCAGAAAAGAAAUUUGGGAAGGCCGUGAGAGGGAUCCUCACUGUGGAAGGAGCCGAGGUUGAGGACAUUGAAGUGAUAAGAGAUGGCGAUCACCUGUUAUUUAGUUAGUAGGAUAUGCCAUAUGCUGUGGCAGAUUGUAAAUGUAUAUGAUAUGAGCAUUUAUAUAUGUUCAAAAAGAUAAUAUUAAUGGCAAAUCGUUGCACUAGGACAAACUUAAUGAUAUAAAAUAGG
This is a messenger RNA of Oryza sativa Japonica Group (Japanese rice), 2024 nucleotides long. RefSeq names its product potassium channel KAT4. The record is from RefSeq and is a predicted model, not a curated record. Gene Ontology annotation, molecular function: voltage-gated potassium channel activity. NCBI's taxonomy places the organism in Eukaryota, Viridiplantae, Streptophyta, Magnoliopsida, Poales, Poaceae. Gene Ontology annotation, cellular component: membrane. Gene Ontology annotation, biological process: potassium ion transport; transmembrane transport.